Molecule: messenger RNA, 828 nt
Organism: Aspergillus welwitschiae
Lineage: Eukaryota; Fungi; Ascomycota; Eurotiomycetes; Eurotiales; Aspergillaceae
Exons: 4
Coding region: 227-526 (99 amino acids)
Molecular function (GO): protein dimerization activity; DNA binding
Source: RefSeq, a predicted model, not a curated record
GCUGUCGUGCACGCACCUCUAGGCCCUAUCGCACGUAGUGAAAUGUGUGACCAAGUCGAUUCCGUUAGCUCUGUGGCUCACCGUCGUCGCCAACUUAACACAGAAUAUUGUGGCCUUCGAGCCAAAACCGUGGCUCGUACCAAUGAUAUAACGACAGACCCUUGCCUUUGAUUGUUUUUUGCAAGCUUCCACCAUCUCUAUUUAUCAUCCUACCACAGAGAUUCUCAUGGGCAAACCAAGGACCUUGCGCCACCGGCGAUCAGAUAGCGCCAAAUCAAGACGCCAACAACGGUACCGACGGAGGACCUUGCUUCUACUAAAAGCGUUCGAGUUCUGCAAGGAGUGUGAGGCGGAUGUUUCUCUAAUGAUUCGCUCGAAGCAUAACGGCGAGAUCUUCUACUUCAAUUCUGAUAACAGCUGGACGCUAUCGCGUGAAACAUUAGCCAUGCACUAUCCAAGACCCAAACAGGUCACAUGGCAAGAACUUGCCGCUCACUACUCUGAUCCUUCAGACGUAGGAAGAUGAUGGGGCCAAUGGGAUUUCCGACAACAGUAUUCACAGAAAAGGCACAAGGAUAGUCAAACAGCUCGGUAGUUUCCUAAUAGCGCGGACAAUCGGUUUUUCCUAAAGUACUCUAGUUAUCUAUCAUCUUAAAGCGGUUGAUAUAUGCGAAUCAUCAGGUCGAUGGGAAUGGAUAUCGGAAGCAGAAAAAAUCGUUACACCGAUCAAGGGAGGAACCUCCGAUUAUGUGGCCAUGUCGGCCAAAUUUUAGUUAGAUAAACACUCAAGCACUCAUGCUUUGUACUACGUUACUAGAAAAAUACGAG